AGAUGGCCGCCUUCAAUUCGCUCGUGUCUUGCUGUAGGCGGCUGCUCCGGGGAUUCCUGGAGGGCCCAGCAGCCACCAGCUGGGCUCGGCCUCCUGCUCGCGAGUUCCGGAAAGUGGUGGAGAUCCAAGAAGGGAAGACGACUAUAAUUGAAGGUCACAUCACAGAGAGUCCCAAGGAGAGUCCAAAUCCCCCUAACCCCUCUGGCCAGUGCCCCAUCUGUCGUUGGAACCUGAAGCACAAAUAUAAUUAUGAGGAUGUCCUGCUGCUGAGUCAGUUCAUCCGGCCUCAUGGAGGCAUGCUGCCCCGAAGGAUCACGGGCCUGUGCCAAGAAGAGCACCGCAAGAUUGAGGAGUGUGUGAAGAUGGCCCACCGAGCAGGUCUGUUACCAAAUCACAGGCCUCGGCUUCCUGAAGGGUUUGUUCCCAGGAGCAAACCACAACUCAACCGGUACCUGACCCGCUGGUCUCCCAGCUCCGUCAAGCCCAUCUACAAUAAAGGCCACCGCUGGAACAAAGUGCGCAUGGCCGUGGGGUCGCCCUUGCUGAAGGACAACGUCUCCUACUCAGGAAAACCUUUGGUGCUGUAUCAUUGA
Molecule: messenger RNA, 593 nt
Organism: Orycteropus afer afer
Lineage: Eukaryota; Metazoa; Chordata; Mammalia; Tubulidentata; Orycteropodidae
Gene: MRPS18A
Product: mitochondrial ribosomal protein S18A
Biological process (GO): mitochondrial translation
Cellular component (GO): mitochondrial small ribosomal subunit; ribosome
Molecular function (GO): structural constituent of ribosome; small ribosomal subunit rRNA binding
Source: RefSeq, a predicted model, not a curated record